AUGGUUUUUCAACCUUUUACGAGUAACAGACAACGCAGGAUCACCAAGGUCCCUUGGAAAAUGAGUCCAGAGAGCAGGACCCAUUACGGAGAAAUUUCUUCGACCGAAAACCAAGUGACAAUAGGUAAAUUAGACAGUCCAUGUGAAAUAAAAAAAGACUUGACAAUCAUGGAGGAAGCCACCUUGACAUUGAAGCCUGGAUCACGACUUGUUUUCCGACCAUCUGUGACUCUUGGUAUCAAUGGCACGUUGAUUGCUCAGGGAACACCAGAUGAGCGAAUUGUUUUCACAAAAUCAUCUCUGGAGAAUUUGAACCAACCACGAUGGCCCGAUGACAUUCGUCUGGUGGAAGACUUCAGUGUGCACCUGGGCAGGCUGGAACUUCUCUUCAAUGGAAAGUGGAGAGGUGUCUGUGCCAAUUUCGUCAAUUGGACCCAGGCAGAUGUUGACGUGGCUUGCAGACAGCUGGGAUUCGAGACAGGCACUUUCGCCUUCCUUCCCUGGACAUACAACCACACCUUGUACAUGCUCUAUCAUGCCCCAUCAUGUGCAGGCAAGGAGAGCAGUGUUAAACAGUGUCCCGGCUACUCUAAAGUCAAGAUUGGAUUUGAUAUUUGUCACCACCAACGAACCAUCCAUCUCCGUUGUAAGGGUCUGUCCCCACAUAACCCGGCUAAAAAUGAGUUCUGGUCCGGUAUUGAAUUCUACAACACAACAACUCGCAAGGUCAUCAAUGGCCACAUCAGCACCAAUGAAUCCACUUCCGUUCUCCAAUUUGUUGACAUCCUCUAUGCCGGAUCAGGAAAGGAUGGAAAUGCGAUCCCAUCUCUGAGGGCGGACCCGCACGUGCCCCAUCUUUACAACGUUCGAAUCCUCCACUCUGCUCUUGACGCCAUCAACUUCACCAACGUACAUUCAACCACUGUCGUCCACAAUUCCACCUUUGAAAAUAACAGAGGCUGGUUGCUUCAGUUUGGGCACGGCAUCGCAAUUGAGAGCCAUCUGGGUCACGUGACGCUCACCGAUAACAUUUUCACGUCAAAUUAUGGAAACGGAGUGAAAGUGAAAUUUCUGUCCGGUCGUUACGUCAUAUACGAUAAGGAGGCCACAUUUUGUGACCUGUCCCACCUGCGUCUUCAAACAUUUCCACUGGUCAUCCACGGCAUACCAAAUUUUUCAUACGAGUGCCUCAAGAGAUUCACGACGGUGGUGGGGGAGAGACUGACCAUGAAUGUCCUCGAGAUGGACAUUGAACCAGGCUACCAAGGCAAGUUGGUUGUUCACGACGGCUCCGACCAGACCUAUCCCAUCCUCGGCUCCUACGAUAUAAUUAAUGGAACCUUGCCUAUGGGGGUUACAUCGACGUACGACAACAUCUUCAUCAAGUUCACCUGGUCUCCGAGGUUUUCCAGGUCGUGUGAGACGUUGAAGACCUGCAUCAAGUUCACAAUUGUCAUCGAUUCCGCUGUUGCCUCAGCUCCAGAAUUUUUCAUGAACAACACUCUGGUGACGAACAACAUGCAACAUGGCCUCUUCAUUGAGAACUUGAGGAACUACGUGAUAGUCAACGCAAGCAACAUCACUCACAACAGAUAUGGGGCCGGUGUGAGAGUUUACGGCGGUGCAGGCGAUGUGCUGAUAAACUCCUCACUGGUCGCUUACAAUAUGGACAAUGGUGUCAACAUUACAGUGGAAGGGGGCUGGAGGAUCUUCAACAGGUCCUCGUUCAACUUCAACCUGGGCAACGGCGUCAACAUCACUUUCAACGAGACCAACAUUGACAACAAGACCAGAUACGCCAGACAUCAGCGAACCGAGGUUUCCUUUUCGACUUUUGUCGGCAACAUAGGUCACGGCCUGAGUGUGGCGAAUUUUUGUAGGUCUGCCCUUCAUGUUGUCAACGACAGCUUCUUCCUUGACAACCACAAGAAUGGAAUCGAGUUCUUGACUUGCUACAACAAUAUUCCUCUUCAAAACAUGACAAAUAUCACAAUUGGGUACAACAUAUUUCAGGGAAACAAGGACCAUGCCAUCAGGAUGUCUCCCAUGUUGAAUGCGGUCGGCAGGAUCGCCAACAACACCUUCAAACAGCACAAAAAACGCGUUCUUCUCAUUGACAAUUCCGACGAUUUCCGAAGACUGAUGUUCCUCCAGGGGAUGGCGGUGGACUAUGAAGUGGAGGGAAACAACUUCCUACAAAACAGUGGCCAGUAUGUCGCCUUCCUCAGACUAUCGCAGGGAAGUCUUCUCCAGAAAUUGAUAUUCAGGUACAACUUUCUGGAAGAUAAUGUGAUAAAAAGUGGACUGGAGGGAUUGAACGAGCGGAUAAGGUCACAUGCGGUUCUCGUCGUCUCCUCGGACAAUGUUGUCCUGAAGAGGAACCACCUGAUAAACAGAGAGUCCACGUACGAACUCUCCACACAUCUUCUCGAGAUGAACGCCAACAUCCAAGCAUCUGAACAGUGGUGGGGAACUACAAACUACAGUUACGUGAUCGAGAGAAUAUUCGACCAGGCCUUUCGAUUCAAUCUGGCUCGCAUUCUCUACCAUCCAUCGCUGGAGUAUGCCUGGCUCUACGGGCCAGUCCUCACUGACAGGAACAUCGAGAUUGAGGUCGAGUUUGUUAGAGGUUCCAAACUUGGAGGCAGGUUGACCAGGGAGUUCACGACAUCACCAGGCCACACCUACUACGUCGAUCGGGAUAUCAGUGUUAAACCUUUUGGAAAACUCAUCGUCAAGCCAGGGACAGUGUUCGAAUUUGAAAACUCACUCGGCUUGUUGAUACAAGGACAGGUUGAAUUCGAUGGGUCCGCUGAAAAUCCUAUCGUGAUGAAGUUAAAAAAUGAAUCGUUGGCGCAUACUGCGUCGACGUUUGAUGGCUUUUCUGAAGAUGAUGGUUGCAAGUUCGCAGGAAUGAAUCUGAUGCCUGGUCCACUGUCUGCAAUGAGGUUCUUCCCCAGAAAUUUAUAUGCUCUUGAAUUUAGAAAUAUGGAAGAGAUUCUCAAUUUUUUUAUGCAAAAUGUUCUGAAUGACUUUGAGCAUCCUAUAUGUGGCAAAGAAAUAUUUUCAAAUGAACGGAAGAAAAAUAAUUUUCAGGGAUGGACAAUGAGGGAUGCGGCAGUGGCCUGCAACAUGAUGGGCUUCGUCAUACGUCCUGAUGACUGGAAGGUCAAGGUUGUCAAACCGAAGACCAGCAGUUUGAAUCUGGACAUCAGGUUGAGUCACGUGAGCUGUGGUGACUUGGAUGUUAACUUGCUAGCGUGCGAGAGUCAGACGGAGCACUCGUGUGAUCAUACGCAAGACGUUUAUGUCAGAUGUCAUCAUCCCGCCUGGUCUGGGGUAAGGUUUUUGGGGAGUGCGUCAUCCAGUCGAAUGUCUCACGUGGUGAUUGAGGGGGCAGGCCUGAAUGACCCAUCGGUGCCCGUGUACGUCCCUGCCCUGAAAAUCGACUACAACGUGCAUGCCCUCAACCACCUCAGCAUCAGAAACAAUGCUCACGACGGCUUACAAAUCAUGAAGAAUGAUGCAUACGGUGGCUGCCACUUGAGGAGCUCAGCAGUCAGCAGCAACCAAGGUGUUGGUCUCUCCGUCAGAGAUUCCUUCUUUGAAGUUUCCAAUUGCGUCAUCAAGAACAAUUCCAAGGAGGGGUUGGAGUACAAUCCAACAAUGACGUCAUAUGAAGCACUGCAGGUGAGAGCAGGUGUGCACAAGUACAUCACUCUGAAUGAAACGAGGAGCAUCAUGCUGAAAGACCAUGAGGUCAUCUGGGUUAUGACGAAGAGGCAAUACACUAAAGAGAUAAAAAGUUUCAUGAUUGAGUUUAUGGUCACUCAACAUUUCAGGGUAUAA
This is a messenger RNA of Helobdella robusta, 3849 nucleotides long. RefSeq lists its product as hypothetical. The coding region runs from base 1 to 3849 and encodes 1282 amino acids. The record is from RefSeq and is a predicted model, not a curated record. Lineage: Eukaryota; Metazoa; Annelida; Clitellata; Rhynchobdellida; Glossiphoniidae. The transcript has 19 exons. Gene Ontology annotation, cellular component: membrane.